CUCUGGUCUGUGUGCUCUGUGCUGUGGGGGGUCUCUGGUCUGUGGGGGGUCUCUGGUCUGUGUGCUCUGUGCUGUGAGGGGGUAUGAGGGCUGGGGUGCUGUUCAGGGCCAUCCUGAUGGGGCCGCCCGGCUCAGGCAAAGGCACCGUCUCUGGCCGCAUCGUCAGCAGCUUUGGGCUCAAGCACGUGUCCAGCGGAGACCUGCUGCGUGUCAACAUCAACAGGCAAACAGAGGUUGGAAUGGUAGCAAAGUCCUACAUUGACAAGGGGAAGCUGGUUCCAGAUGAUGUGAUUACUCGGCUUGUGUUAUACGAACUGAACACACUAGAGGAGUACAGCUGGCUGCUGGAUGGGUUUCCGAGGACUGUGCCACAGGCAGAGGCAUUGAAUAAACUUUACCAGCCAGACACGGUGAUCAAUUUGAAUGUCCCCUUUGAGACCAUCAAACAGCGACUGACAUCUCGCUGGAUUCACCAGGAGAGUGGAAGAGUCUACAAUAUCGACUUCAAUCCUCCAAAAGUUCCAGGGCUUGACAACAUUACAGGGGAAUCCCUGGUUCAACGAGAUGAUGACAAGCCAGAGACUGUGAUUUUAAGGCUCCAAGCCUAUGAAGAACUAACAAGCCCAGUUUUGGAAUAUUAUCAAAAUAAAGGUGUUUUAGAAAUCUUCUCUGGCACAGAAACCAACAUGAUUUGGCCUCACGUACGAGAUUUUCUCAGCAAGAAACUGCCCGCACUCAGUUAAAUGGAGGAAUCGAGCAAUGGCUCAAGAAAAUGAAGAACACCGCACAUCUUACCUUCAAAUGGCACAACUACCAUUAGUGUUUUUAGACACCUUUUUAUUGGUUUAGACUUUCAGGAAAACAAACACAAAGUAUUGGGAAUUUUUUUUAAAAAUCGCAUUUGAUCUAUAGGAAACCUGAGAAAAGUUUUGAUUUUACUUGAAAACUGGUUCAAAGAACAAGUCGGAUUGCACCCAGUUGAGUAGAGGCCUAUUCCAUCAUUAAAGCAUCUACUUCACAUAAUGCUUGACAUUGUAAUUACUUGCACAAACUCAUAAAUAUUCCUAUGGCAUAUCUUGUGACCUGCAAUAUGUUUCUGCAUUUGAAUUUGGCAGUUAUAAUUUUGUUAGCCUCAGGAUUUCAAUGCAGUCCUUGUGUAUACUCUUGACAAGGAAUUGAAGUAAUUCCAGGAAACUGAAGGACAAGUUCAUUUUUUAAUUGCUAAAGGACUUGGCUCAAUCUACCCUUCAUUCCAGGUUCUGGUGUGGGAUUAUUGUUCCAUCUUCUCUCUCUUUAUCAACUCUUUAUAGUGUGCAGAUCUUACAAAUUAUACUUAGUGUGAUCUGUAUAUAUCAUAAGGACCUUAAUUUGUUAAAUUGUCUUUUCAAUCACAUCUGAAAACACUACGAUUGACUCCAAUGUAAUAAUAGUUAAUGCUGAGUAAAAUUGUUUAUGAUAAUUAUGUGUAAAGAUCAUGAUCACACUAGUAGCAAUUUAACAGCAAAACUUUGCUUUUGUUACUCAAAGAGUACUCUGAAUUAAACUUUUGUAGUUCAAUUAUUUUGAAAAUUA
This is a messenger RNA of Callorhinchus milii (elephant shark), 1572 nucleotides long. RefSeq names its product adenylate kinase 3 (gene ak3). Gene Ontology annotation, molecular function: ATP binding; AMP kinase activity. Lineage: Eukaryota; Metazoa; Chordata; Chondrichthyes; Chimaeriformes; Callorhinchidae. The record is from RefSeq and is a predicted model, not a curated record. The transcript has 5 exons. Bases 84 to 743 code for a protein of 219 amino acids. Gene Ontology annotation, biological process: nucleobase-containing compound metabolic process. Gene Ontology annotation, cellular component: mitochondrion; cytoplasm.